AUGGGUUCUUUUCUUGUUCGAGGAUGGAUUGUGGCCGCAUUAUUUCUGCAAACCAGUCUUGCCACGACACUGAUUGCUGAGCCAACUGUGACACCCACCCCUACUGCUGUGGCGACGCAUCAUAACCAUAACCAUAACCACCAUCACCAUCACCAUUGGUCUUAUGUCCAUAGGCCUCUGCCUAGUCGCAAACCUUGCCCUGCUCGUUCUUCAUCCGCAGUGCUCGCCUCCAGCAUCGCCCCUACUUCAACUCCUUAUCUGAGUGGAGUUCCUAGUCCCUCGUCUCAGCCGUAUUGGAGCCAUACUCCUCGACCUCAGUCAUCGUCUGUGGCUAUUCAGACCCCUUCAGCCCCUGUUUCUACUCCUGUUCCUAGUCCAUCUAUCAUCGUGUCUGUAUCAGGAUCUCUUCCAACUGGAGUCGGAUCAUCAUCGUCACAGAUCAGCAUCUCAACGUCUGGCUCUGAUGAUAGCACUACAAUUGUCGCUUCUAUUCCCACAUCCACCCCAUCUGGGGCACUUCAGUCGAGUGUGGCCUCUGGUUCUUCUACAUUGGAGUUGACCACAUCAACGGUCUUUUCUACUCGCACGGCUACCAUCACUGCCUGCCCUACUACCGUCCCCAACUGCCCUGCCAGUUCAAAGACAACAUUUGUGACUACAGAGACAAUUCUGGUAUCCACCACAAUCUGCCCUGUCACCGAGACUGCCGGUCCUACCCAGACAGCAUCUGCUUCGCUAUCUGUCACUGGAGGUGCUGGUGAUAAUGGGAAUGGAAAUGGUGGCUCAGACCUCACAACUUCCACCGUCUAUAGCACUCGUACUGCUACCAUCACCGCAUGCCCAUCUUCAGUGACCAAUUGUCCCUUGAGAUCAAAGACCACAUACUUGACCACUGAGACCUUGGUUGUCUCCACGACGGUCUGUCCCGUGGCAGAUGCUACAGGUACCAAUGUCGCUGUCGCUACCAAGCAUACUGCACCUCCUUCUGUCACUGGAGCAAUUGGAGGUGGCGAUAAUGGCGCUCCCAAGCUGACCACAUCUACUAUCUUUGCUACUCGCACGGCCACCGUCUUUGCCUGCCCUGAAUCUGUGACCGAUUGUCCCCUGAGAUCAAAGACCUCUCACGCAACCACCCAGACAUUCGCUGUCGCAACUACUGUCUACCCAGUCUACCCAGUCUACCCAGUCUACACAUCUGUCCCAGCUGAAGAUGUUGACACAACCACUGUCCCUGUGACUGUUGCAAGCCCUCAAGCUACUGGUGUUACUCCUGGAUCUCAAUCUGGCUCUGGGGGUGUAGGAUCAGGCUCAGACUCAGGCACAGCCCACACUACGACCAUCGUCGUCGAAUCUUGCUCCGAUGAUGAUACCUGUACCGGGUACACAAACACUAUUGUGGUGACCCAGAUAAACACCGCCGAGUCCACCGCGGCUCCCGCUCUGCACACCCCAUACCGGGCCUCUGGGGCUGGAGCUAGUGGUGCUGUCUCUGCCUCCUCGACUCAUUCGUGGUUCCCUAGCAGCCACCCCAGUGGACUGGCCACGGCUACUGUUUCGACUGCGACAAGUGCAGUGACUCCGGUGUACACUGGGGCUGCAUCUGUCGGCACUCAAUCUUCGAUGAUGCAGGUUGUUGGUACUAUGAUGGUGAUUCUGCUGGCGAUCUAUAUUUAG
This is a messenger RNA of Penicillium expansum, 1674 nucleotides long. RefSeq lists its product as uncharacterized. The transcript has a single exon. The record is from RefSeq and is a predicted model, not a curated record. Lineage: Eukaryota; Fungi; Ascomycota; Eurotiomycetes; Eurotiales; Aspergillaceae. Bases 1 to 1674 code for a protein of 557 amino acids.